AUGAUGAAGGGUGCGAGCAGCUCAAAGGGCUACAGCCCCACCCCCCUGAAGUUCAUGUUCUCAGACUCCAAGUAUGCACGCCAAUCAAAAUACUCGCUAGCUGGUACGUUUUUGCUGGGGAUAGUCUGUGGAUUCUUCAUAAGCUGGCACAGAUCUCCAGCUCUAGUCUCGGGUCCAGCUCAGAUCGCUCUGGGGUCUUCCGUAGCGUCCAACAUCAGGGUUCUAGACGAUGAGCUCUUUCUGGGGCCCCAGGAAGGCGAUCAGCGGCCGGCACGUUUGGCGAAGUACGAGCUUAAAGUCCCCGACUACCAGCACGUGUACGACAAGUCGUGGCUCGACGGCGGCUACCCCAAGGCAAGCUGCUGGGGCUGCCGCUUCGCCGCUGACGUCAUCGCCCGCAUUCCCGCGCACACGAUCCUCGACGCCGGGGCCGGGAACGGAGUGUUGCUGCGCCAGCUUCGCGCGCACGGGAAAAGCGCGUGGGGGAUCGAACUGAGCCAAGCAGUGCUCGACGCUGACUGCCCGGAUCUGCUGGAAAGCGGGAUCGUCAAACAGGGCAGUUUGACGAACCUGCCGUACGAGGAUAACCAGUUCGAUCUGGUUUUCUCCGCGGACGUUUUGGAGCACAUCCGGCCGUCCGAGGUGGACCGCGUUGUCCAGGAGCUGGUGCGAGUCAGCCGGCGCCACCUGUUCUUAAGUAUCAGUCUCAAGGGACACACAAAGGUGCGCGCUGGCAGUAAUGAGGAGGCCAACCGGCACACGAUGCUGCGGCCACGUCACUGGUGGGAGGCCAAGUUCCGGGAGCACGGCGCGGUGCUGAACCGGGAACUAGUAUGGGCGCUCCAGGAGAGAGACGGGCACUUCACCGAUAAAGAUAUGAGGGACUGCCGGACGGAAGGCGUUGCGGACGACGGUGGGAACUACCGGGUGUGCGUUGUGGACAGUCCGUGGCUGGUGGGCAGCCGUGAUCAGGAGAAUCUGCGCAAGGACCGGUGCAUCACUCCGGACAACGGGGAACUCGAGCCCUGGUUCUUCGCCUUCCGGAAGCUCAGGUAGCCAGACGAAGCGGUAAUCGAACUUUGGAGGACUGUCAAACUGUGUUGGGAUACAUCUCAGUGCUUGGGCCCGGCGCGCGGGGAUUGGAAAAAUC
Messenger RNA from Klebsormidium nitens, 1150 nucleotides. NCBI's taxonomy places the organism in Eukaryota, Viridiplantae, Streptophyta, Klebsormidiophyceae, Klebsormidiales, Klebsormidiaceae. The record is from the annotation of a GenBank genome assembly.